Molecule: messenger RNA, 1758 nt
Organism: Cannabis sativa
Lineage: Eukaryota; Viridiplantae; Streptophyta; Magnoliopsida; Rosales; Cannabaceae
Product: monooxygenase 2
Exons: 5
Coding region: 194-1402 (402 amino acids)
Molecular function (GO): FAD binding
Source: RefSeq, a predicted model, not a curated record
CAUGGUGUCUUUCUUUUGUUUUGGGCAUUAGUUUUCUGUUGUCCAAUGAAUGAGAAAAUCAGUGAAAACUAAGAAUCUGUUGUGGAGUUGUUGCUUUAUAAAUUUCACACGUUUAUUGAACCCUCACUCCAUGUGUUUGUAAGAGAGAGAGAGAGAGAGAGAGAGAGAGAGAGAGAGAGAGAGAGAGAUUGAAAUGAUUGAGGAUGUGGUUAUUGUGGGAGCAGGAAUAGCUGGUUUAGCCACUGCAGUGGCACUGAAGAGAGUUGGUGUUAAGGCAUUGGUGUUGGAGAAAUCAAAUGGGCUUAGAGCCACAGGUGCAGCUUUAACCCUCUUCCCAAACGCUUGGGUUGCUCUUGAUUCCCUUGGAGUUUCUCAAAAGUUGACCUCCGUUUAUUCCACUUUCGAAAGAAUAUAUGUAACCAAUACCAUUACUGGAGAAAUUCAAGAAAUCCCUUCGUCGGGAGCUAUUCGUGCUGGAAAUGAACCCAGACCAGUACACAGGAAAGCCUUGCUCAAGGCUCUCGCAGAUGAACUUCCAAUUGAUUCUAUUCGUUUCUCAAGCAAGAUCACUGCCAUAGAAACCCAAGAACAUGAGGGCUCAUCUCUUGCUGUUGUUCACAUGGAAGAUGAAAUUAUCAUCAAAGCAAAGGUUUUGAUUGGCUGUGAUGGGGUGCACUCAAUAGUGGGAAGUUGGUUGGGACUAGCUGAACCGGUUCAUUCUGGGCGGUCAGCGGUUCGAGGAAUGGCUGUGAUUCCUCAAGGCCAUGGACUAAAGGAAGAAGUCCAGCAGUUUGUUGGUGCAGGCAAAAGGAUUGGUUUUGUUCCCCUGACUAAAACAGAUGUUUAUUGGUUCCUAACUUGUGCCUCUGCUGAUAAAGAUGCCUACUUGGGAGGAAACCCUGAAGCAAUUAAGAGUGAAGUGCUUGAAAAAUAUGCCAAUGACUUGCCCGAACUAUAUCAAGACAUUAUCAAUCACUCUGAUCUUUCAACAUUGACAUGGGCACCGUUAAUGUUCAGGAAACCAUGGAAGGUAGCAUUUGGAAACUUGUGCAAGCAAAACAUCACAGUGGCCGGCGAUGCCAUGCAUCCUAUGACACCGGACUUGGGACAAGGCGGUUGUUCAGCACUUGAAGAUGCUGUGGUGUUGGGUAGGCACAUUGGGGCCUGCAUCGCACAAAAAGGAGGACUUGUCCCUAGAGAGAUGAUUAAAGCAGUAUCUAAUUAUGCAGAGGAAAGAAGGUGGCGAGUCACUUGGUUGGUCACUGGCUCCUUCUUGUCAGGGUGGGUUCAGCAUGGUGGCCCUAUGUGGGGGCUGAAGUUCUUCAGAGACGCCAUCUUUUACAAAUUUGUUUUCCCAAGGAUUGCUAGAGUUAUGCAUUACAAUUGUGGGAAACUUGCGUAGAGUCUCCAUUCCUAUGAAGCACAAGUUUUCUAAAUGAAGAUAGAAAUUCACAUCUUUAACAUCAUUUGUCUCACUAGAGGAUUUUAGUCUUUGUCCCGGGUUUGUUUCCAGCUUUUUUAUAUAUUAAUUUAUUUUUGUUAUAGUAAUAAUGAUGAUAAUAAUAAUAAGGGAUAUGAUUAUUACUUCCCAAAGAGAAUGUUACUUUGAUGCACAAGCAAGUUGAUGGCAUAACAAGUGAUGACCCAGUUGGAGUUUGGAUUGUUGUUAUCGAGGUUCUUUGUGUACAGUUUCAUUUCUCUUAAUUGUAAUAUUUCAAUCCAGAUAUAUCUAUAUCAUUUCAUGAUAUGAGGAGAAAA